UUGGACCCUGCUGCGGGUUGCGAGUUGCUGGGGACGGGGCUGAAACUGCUGCCUGUGCUGCGAGCACGUUGAAGGGCGGGCGGCAAAAUCAGGACGGGGACAAGUCAGCGAGACCGCCGCCACACCCCGGGGCCCCCAUCACCACUAGCUCAUCACCAGCCCAUCAGUCAUCUCGUCCCAGCAGCAUGCAGCAGGAGGAGGACGCCAAGAUCAACUCAAUUAUGAGCAGCGCUCUAGUGCAGCGCAGCACCGGUGACACGGGCGUGCUGGUCUACACGCACGCCGUGAUCAAGCACAGGCCCCGGCCCACGGGCGAGACGCCCUUCACGGUGCCGCCCCGCGCCGCCCCCUUAUUGGAAGCGGAAGGAGGCUUGACGGAGGGCCCACAGGACACCUUUACCAAGGCAGCGGCGCAGAACCACCUGCGGAGCCCUCGCGUGCGGCUCGAGCAGAGUGAUUGGCAGCUGAAGGAGAACAAGGCCGUGCCGCAGCAGAGGCAGCAGCUGCAGGCAACGGAGGCUGCUGCGAGGGAGGCCCAUCGAGGACCGGCCGGGGCGAGCAGACCCAGCACAAGCCACACCGCGGAUGUUUUGCGCGCCGAGAUCAUUCGUCUGAGCGAGAGGGUGUCUGCCCUUGAGGGAGAACUGAGACGGGCUCAUGAUGCUCUCAAGCAAGCAGAAAAAGCCGAGAAGUCACUGGCAACAGAGAAGGUCUCCCUUCACAAGGAGCUGGAGGACACGCAGGGUGCGCUGGAGCGGCUGUCCGAGGGGCGCCUCGGCGUGGAGGGGCGGCUCCGCAACGCCGAGCGGGUCGCCGCCACGCUGCAGCGGGACAAGGAGGAGCUGGAGCAGCGGGGGCGCCAGCAACAGCGCACCAUCGAGCGCCUGCACCAAGAGCUGCAGGCAGCGCGGCAGGAGGCGUCUCGAGCCUCGGGUUCGGCGGAGCUCGCGGGGUCGCGCGGCGGGAGCGGGGACGUCCCCGGGUCGGAGAUGGAGCGAGCGCUGCAGCAAAAAUCGAGGCUCCAGGAGAUGGUGGAGAACCUCACCGUGGAGUUGGAGGACCAGACGGCCGAGCGGGAGACGCUGGCGCUGCAGACUCGCCGGCUGGAGCGGCGCGUCGGGGAGCUGGAGGCUGAGCUGGAAACCGCCAUGGCGGAGCGCGACGCCACGUUCAAGCAGCACAAGCAGCUAGAGGAUCGCAACAAGGAGCUGGAGAUGGAGUAUGCCGAGCAGUGUGAGAACCUGGACCUCAUGAUGAAAAAGGCGAAUCGCCUCCGUGAGCAGAAGGAGGAGCUGCGUGUGGAGCUGGAGCAGAAGUGCGUGGACAUUGAAAGCCUGAAGAACGACAACGCGGCGCUGGAGAGACAGAAUGAUGACCUGCGGGGCCGGGUGUCCGAGCUCCAGAGCCUGGGCAGUCCGGACCAAGGGGCCCUCCUCUGCGAGCUGGAGGGACGCUUGCGUACCCUGGAGGCUCACCUGGAGGCCACUGAGAGGGAGAAGGAGAAGCUGCAAGCGGAGGGCCGCAGGCUGGAGGAGAACGUGGUGGACGUGACGAGGCGGCUGCAAUCGGAGCGCACGCAAACGAACAGCGAGAGGGAACAGGUGAAACAGCAGCUUUGGUCGUUGAGGCAGCAGGGCGAGGAGAGCGAGCGGCAGCUGGAGCACGCGUUGGGCAUGAACAAACAGCUGCAGCACGAGCUGAACAAGCAGCGCUCCGCCAACGAGGGUCACCUCGUCGAGCUCGGCGCGCUGCGGCAAGAUCUGCGCCAACGGGCAGCCGCGCCGACGACGCGGUCGGGGCAACCGCUCCGCUCGUCAAGUUUCCCGUCGGAGGCUACCGAAGACCCGUACGCAAACGACGACUCCGACCUUCCGGUUGCCGUCUUCUGAUUCGCCAGCAAUCGAGCGGCCGAGGAGGGGGGUGGGGGCGGCCGGAGGUCAACACUUAUGAUGGGUGCAUUUUGUAUAAUUCAAGCUUUGCUGGGCGAGGCGUUAUAUUUGAUAUAAAAAUCUGAAAAACUAAAAUCAAACGGGUUCCGUGCUGCCAGCCGCUUUCCGCGUGUCAACGCUUUGCCACCGCAUUGCACAGCAAUGCAACGCGAAUGAUUGCACGGUUCUAAGAUGAAAUACUCGUCGCGCGUCUCUUGCGGUCAGGCACGCAGUGCUAGCGCUUGACCUGCAUUUCACUUCACUUCGCUGGCGCCGUGCAUAAGCAUCGCCGCCGUAACACGCAACGCAUCGCACGUGCGUCCAAAACGUCCCUCCUCCCGUGUCGAGACGCACGACGUUUUUUGCACGUCCGUGUCACACAACAGCCACCAGGUUUCGUCGCCAAGGGGUUGGACUGUGCCACUGGGUAAGGGUCUCGGGAGUUGAGCCCUAGAACGUAGCGAGCCCAACUUUUUAAUCGUUUCGAGUUGAGAUUCUAGGUGUGGGGCAGAGUGCGUGAUGUCCACACUUGUGUGACCAACUAUUCCAGUUGAUCGGUCCGACUCUUCCCGGGUAUGUGCAGGUUGAUUGCGAUCAUCACAGAUGGUUGGGCACAAAGUUUCGUGGACAUCACACACGGCUUCAGACUCACAAUUAUGAAUGCAUUUUAGUAAUAUGGUAAUGAAAUACUAACUCUUUAAAUGCAAUUAUAUUAUGACUUAAAGCUUUCGUGACUGCAGGAAUUCAUAUUCUUGGGUCUGGUAAAGUUGUAGAUCGGUUCUAUCUACAACUUUACCGAAAGACCCAAGAAUAACAAUGGUAUUAGUUUUUCUUAUGAACAGCACAUGAACAGUAAUUAUGAAUAAGACUGCCACUGUAAUAUGUGAACUGUUUUGAAAUUGUAUAUGCUAUUUAGUUAAAUCUUUGACCACAAUUUAGGCAUUUUAGUAACCCAUAUUUGUUGCACCAUCCUAUUUUUUUGCACCAUUAUAAAUGAGUAUAAAUGAAGAAUUUAGAUAUAAACACAUCACUGUGCAACUAUGUAGGUAGAACAAAAAUGUAGUACAGUACUGUAUUAACCUUAAUGAGAACUUAAUGUUUGUUUUUUAUCUUGAAUUAAAAUGCCGAUAUUAUUUGUAAUCUGCUUUCUCCGUUUGAAAUAUAUAUUUUGAUAAAAAAAAUGUUUAAUUACACAUUAAAGCGACAGCUGUCUGAUGUUUAAAAUAAAGAUGUUUGUUCCUAAACUGCUUGUCAAAAACAAACCCCGUCCACAUUGUUUAGAUUUCAA
Molecule: messenger RNA, 3216 nt
Organism: Petromyzon marinus (sea lamprey)
Lineage: Eukaryota; Metazoa; Chordata; Hyperoartia; Petromyzontiformes; Petromyzontidae
Source: RefSeq, a predicted model, not a curated record